CACAACAAUGGAAAGAGCACUUGCGAUUAUGCUACUUGUGACCAUUGUGCUGGCUGCCACUACAUCGGGGGUGAUCGCCAUGGACAUCAAGCACAAGGACCUGGCGUCGGAGGAUUCCUUGCAGGAGCUAUAUGAGCGCUGGUAUGAGCACUACAGUGUGACACGCGACCUCGACGACAAGGCCCGGCGCUUCAAGGUCUUCAAGGAGAAUGCACGCAUGAUCCACAAGUUCAACCAAGGUGACACACCCUACAAACUGAGCCUCAACCUCUUCGCCGACAUGACCGAUGAAGAGGUCCAUCGUGCUUAUGGCCACUGCUCCAACAUCAAGUCUGAUGGCCGGAAGCACCGGCGGCGACACGGCCCGUUCAGGCGCGACGCCCUCGUCAGCCGCAAGGGCCUCCCGGCAUCCGUGGAUUGGCGCAGAGGCCCGUCAGCGGUGACAAGCGUGAAGUUGCAAGGAACAUACUGCGGUUCCUGUUGGGCGUUCGCGGCAACGGCAGCGGUGGAGGGCAUCAACUUCAUCAGGACCAGGAACCUAACAUCGUUGUCCGCGCAACAACUCGUGGACUGCGACAAAGGGAACGGAGGGUGUAAUGGUGGAUUCGCGAAGUUAGGCUUCAAGUACAUAAUGCAAUCGGGCGGCAUCGAAACAGAGGCUAAGUACCCCUAUGUUGGCCAUGAGAACGGGCACUGCUCGGUGCCCAAGCCAAAUCGGAACCCGGUCGUCACCAUCGAUGGCUACAAGCAGGUGGUGCCGAAUGAGGUGGUGGCGCUGGAACAGGCGGUGGCAACCCAACCUGUGGUGGUGGGAGUUGAUUCGAACUCGACAGCCCUCCUACGCUAUGGGAGAGGCGUCUUCGUGGGGCCAUGUGGGACAAACCUCGACCAUGAAAUGACAGUGGUGGGCUAUGGCACCUCACACGAGUAUAAGAACCCCGUAAGAUAUUGGAUUGUGAAAAACUCAUGGGGGACAGACUGGGGUGAAAACGGCUACAUCCGUAUAGCACGCAGGCUAAAAGGUCAGCCCAAGGGAGGCAUCUGUGGCAUCCUCAUAGACGCAUCUUACCCAGUAAAAUUUAGUAGGAAAGGUACAAUGAUAUCGUGAAGAG
Messenger RNA from Hordeum vulgare subsp. vulgare (domesticated barley), 1112 nucleotides. RefSeq names its product ervatamin-C-like. Gene Ontology annotation, cellular component: lysosome. The transcript has a single exon. Gene Ontology annotation, molecular function: cysteine-type endopeptidase activity. The coding region runs from base 8 to 1108 and encodes 366 amino acids. NCBI's taxonomy places the organism in Eukaryota, Viridiplantae, Streptophyta, Magnoliopsida, Poales, Poaceae. The record is from RefSeq and is a predicted model, not a curated record.